UAUUAUAGAGAAACACACACCAAAUACAGUAAAAACAUUAGUUUUUCUAAAUGGUGGAGUCAGUUGUUGUCCACCACACUGGACACUGAAGGAGCCUGUUUCUUGUUUCACACAGCUUAAAACCAGCUGUGUGGCAUCUGGAGCAGCAUUGCAACUUUUCUGUUGCCUUCCUACAUCAGUUUUAUUUGAUCUGUUUUUACAAAAGAGUAAUAAUAAUAUUAACUUUAAAUCUGUUUCUGUAGGGCCAUCAUCAGUUAUUUUAGUCAGGUUUGUUUCAUGUAGUUGACAUGUACUGGCCCAACAGUCAUAAUCAUAUGUUUUGCAUUGUGGCAGAUAAUACCUGCCAAUCAGUGACUGAAUAAAAGGGCAGAAAUAACCACGUUUUCAAAGCUGUUCUGAACUGCAAGGAGAUUGGUGCUGUUUUAAAGGCAAAGACUGGCCCUGCUGUUCGUUGUCCUCUAUUUUAAGUGCCUAAAACAGUUACCCGGUACCUAAUACUGUUUAGCGCAGCCCACAUGUCAGUGUCUGUUUCUGCUUGUAACCAAAGGUUUCUUGCCACUGCUGACAAAUGUCUCACACCUUGUAAAAUGAGUACACUCAGAUAGCCCAAAGAGAAAGGGAAACAGUGAAUGUGGCUGAGCAGCUGUGGGAGAAAGAGAGUCCACUUCUUUCUCAGUAUAAAGCAGCUGAGUAGCAACAGUUAAGUGGUACCUGGCCAAAAAUCUGUUUUAAAAAAAUGUGGGGUUUUUUUCUUACAACUGUUAGUACAGAAAUAAUCAAUUUCUUUCUCUCUGUUGGAUUUCCUCAUUGUGUAUAACUCUUUUUAUUCCAUCAAAAAACAAUCCUAACGUUUGUUUGUUUUACUAUUUUUCUCAUCAAAGGAAGGGCCAGCUCCACAUGUUGACAGAGAGAAAGUCUAUUUAUUGGCUUCAGAAAGUCAGAGGAUGGUGGGGGGGACAGAGCGAGAGAGAGCUGUCUUGACAGUUCUCUCUGGGAGCGCACAUGCACGCUCAGCCAGGUCUCUGUAAUCACCAUUUUGCUGAGUGGUGGUUAUAUCUUCCAGAGGAGUUCACGCCCCCUUGAACAGUUUUGGCUGACUUUGUGGUACACUUCUGACAGAGAGAGAGAGAGAGUGCAGGGGAAGAGGAGGGAAUGUAGUUGCUUGUGGGAGGAGAAGGAGGAGGGAGUGAACGAGAGGAAGGAGAAGCCUUCUCAGUUUCUGUGAGUCCUGCUGGCUGUAGGCUACAGAAUGAGCGCAGUUGCUUUCCUCUCGGUCUGAGAGGCAACUGCUGUUUUUUUUUAUUUUUAAUUUUCUUUUUUUUGUUUGUCCUUCCCUUCGUGGGCCACACAUCAGAAGGAGACACUGCAGAUUUGCUUCCCUUUCAUCUUCUUCUUCUUUUUUAACCUGUCUUCUACUUGUCUGUUAUUAUUUUUGUUGCCAUGCCGGUAGUUGGCGUAGCUUCCAAGCUUAGGCAACCCUCUGCAGUGGGCACGAAGCCAGUGCACACCGCUCUCCCCAUCCCUAGCGCGGUCAGAGCAGCCACCUCGCAGGGCUACAUGGCCCGACAGCAGGAACUCAGGACAAACGAAGGUGCCCCGGGGCUCUCAUGCCAACUGUCAGUCAAGUCUGAUUACAAGCGAGAGAAGAGCCCAGAAGGGAAGUCCAAAGCCGAGACGGAGGAGAGCAAGAUCUGCAAGAUCUACACAGACUGGGCCAAUCACUACCUGGCCAAGUCUGGCUGUCCGCGUCUCAUCAAGGACCUGAGCCAGGAUGUCACCGAUGGAGUCCUGCUGGCACAGAUCAUCCAGAUCAUAGCAAAUGAGAAGGUGGAGGAUAUCAAUAGCAGCCCCAGGAGCCAGUCGCAAAUGAUUGAGAAUGUGGAUGCCUGCCUCAGUUUCCUGGAUGCCAGAGGAGUGAAUGUACAAGGGCUCUCAGCAGAAGAAAUCAGGAAUGGCAACUUAAAGAGCAUCCUGGGUCUCUUCUUCAUCCUGUCACGCUACAAACAGCAGCAACAGCAACAGCAGCAGUAUUACCAGUCCCUGGUGGAGCUCAGCCAGCAGACCAGCAGCACCACAUCAUCUGCCAGCAGCCACAAAUCACAAGAGAUGCAAUCCAGUCUCACAGCACGAUAUGCAAGUCCUCCAGGCCACAGUGGAAUAGGUUCACCACAGAAGAAAAACACCAGGUUACCAGGGCCCUCCAGAGUACCUGCUGCGGGCAGCGGGGCCUCCAGGAGCCCAGGCUCAUCCAACCUCAACCGUCGGAGCCAGAGCUUCAACAGCAUUGACAAGAGCAAGCCUCUUCAGUAUGCCAGUGGCAACGAUAGAGAGGCUGUGAGAGGCAUCCCAGUACCUAGUGGGAUGAAUGGAAGUGGUGUUGGUGGCAUGGUUCCCACCAGCCUCAGCGGGCAGCAGCUGGCCUCUGCCAUCCCUUCCCCCACAGCUUGCAAGUCCUGGCGCAGCAAGUCCAUGAAUCUUAAGCACAGCGCAACUUCAUCCAUGCUGGCAAGCCCUACACACUCCCCUUCUACCACCCCAUCACCGCAAGCCCCAGAAGGGGAUGGGUCAAAAGUAGGGUCAAGUGUUGCACUGCCUCAGAGGUCAAUGCUGGAGAAAUUUCGGCUGAUUAACCCCCGAUCGGCUUCAAGAGCAUCACCAUCUGUGGUGGAGAUGGCUUUGCAGGAGGAAGAUGACCUAUCAGAGUAUGGUGAAGAUGGAUUGACGCCUACAGGGUCAGCGUGCAGCAGUGCUACAGCCAAACAAAUGGCUACAAAGACCCCUGCGUCGUCCCUCACCGCACCAAGCAAAACGUCCUCAUCUUCACCCGCUUCUUAUUCAAAGGCGUCCGCCAGUGGUAGCAGGUCUCAAGCCUCCUCCAAAGACAAGGAGGACAAGAGCAAGUCUGGGAAGUCCUGUAAGGACAGCUCUCCCCCAAAAGAGGAGCGCGACACAUUUCCCGAGUCCACGAAGAAGUCCUCAAAAAUUGCCAGCCUCAUCCCAAAAGGAGGGAAGUCAUCGUCAGGGAAGAAAGAUGGUGGCACCCCCUCAGCUUCAAGCGGCAUCCCAAAGCCAGGACUUAAAGGUCCCUUGGCAUCAUCAGCAAAGCCACAAAGUCAGUCCCAGGCCCAAAACCAGGCCGCCUUAAACAGCAGCGGAAAUAUACGAGGAGGAGAGGGAGAGAGGGCCAAGCUAACCAAAGGGGGGCAAAGUGGGAGUUUCUAUAUCCAACGCUCCGUAGGGGGCUCAGAGGGCAAACGGACCAGCAUGACCUCGUCCACCAGCACCUCAGCCCUGUCUGCGUCCACUGUGGGAGGAAGUGGGGGAGGGGGAGGAACACCAGGAGGAAAUGGAGUAGUUCAGCUUCCCCAGCAGCAGCAGCACAACCAUCCUAAUACAGCUACUGUGGCCCCCUUCAUGUACAGGACAUUCUCAGAAAAUGACUGCACCAUGGUGGCCCCAGCCGACCCCUGCCUCAGCCCCACCAAGGGAGAGCUAGUCUACAGCAAGACAGCCAAACAGUGCCUGGAGGAGAUAUCAGGAGAAGACCCUGAGACAAGACGUAUGAGGACAGUAAAGAACAUCGCUGACCUGCGGCAGAACCUAGAAGAGACCAUGUCCAGUCUACGGGGGACACAGAUCAGCCACAGUACAUUAGAAACGACCUUUGACACGACAGUAACCACUGAGGUGAAUGGGCGGAGUAUACCUGCCCUCGCUGCACGCUCCUCCCCCAUGUCCUGGCGUCUGGGCCAAUCACAAACCCCGCGUCUCCAGGCAGGUGACGCCCCCUCGAUGCCCAGUGGCUACGCUGCGCCCAGGGCGAGCACAACAGGCGCAGGCACCACCACAGGGCGCUAUAGUGGGCACUCAGACCCCUCCAGAUACCUUACAGAUGGCAGCCUUCAUCUGUAUGCACGGAACACCGGCCGAGCCUCAGAUGCAGCUUCUUCUCGAGACGUAUCCCAAAGAGGAAGCAAAGAGAUGCAGGGUGACAUUGACAGGUUAUAUAUUGUGAGGAAAUAUGAAUUAUUUUAUUCUAUGUCUCUACCCCUCUUUCUCCACAGUACAUUAGAAACGACCUUUGACACGACAGUAACCACUGAGGUGAAUGGGCGGAGUAUACCUGCCCUCGCUGCACGCUCCUCCCCCAUGUCCUGGCGUCUGGGCCAAUCACAAACCCCGCGUCUCCAGGCAGGUGACGCCCCCUCGAUGCCCAGUGGCUACGCUGCGCCCAGGGCGAGCACAACAGGCGCAGGCACCACCACAGGGCGCUAUAGUGGGCACUCAGACCCCUCCAGAUACCUUACAGAUGGCAGCCUUCAUCUGUAUGCACGGAACACCGGCCGAGCCUCAGAUGCAGCUUCUUCUCGAGACGUAUCCCAAAGAGGAAGCAAAGAGAUGCAGGGUGACAUUGACAGCUGGGAUGACAGCAGCUCAGUGAGCAGCGGCCUAAGUGACACGCUGGACAACAUCAGUACUGAUGAUCUGAACACACCUGCAUACUCCUGUGUCAGCUCAUCGCGCAAAAGCAAAGGAGCGCAGUCCCAGAAAGGAAGCAGAUCCAAGCAUGCGGAGCAGGUGGUGAGCAGCAGUUGGGCUGGAGCUGAAGACCUGAAGAAGGUAGAGGAGGAGCUGGAUGCAAGCAUGGAUCCUAGCAGUGGCUCUUCCCGCUGGAAGACCUCCUCGUCUUCCCCAUCCUCCCAAACCCAGGGCCAGUAUGAGGACGCCAGUCAGAAGGCAGCUGCGCUGGCCCAGAUGUCCCAAACAGGCUCAUGGAGGAGGGGUAUGACAGCCCAGGUGGGCAUUACACCACCCAGAACCAAGGGGACGUCCGCUGCCCUGAAAACACCAGGCAAAACCGAUGAUGCAAAAGCCUCAGAGAAGGGUAAGGUGCCUUCCAAGAGCUCAUCUGGCAUCCAGCGCUCACCCUCAGAUGCUGGCAGGAGUAGUGGGGACGAAGGCAAGAAACCCCCUUCUGGCAUCACACGCCCACCCACCGCAGGCUCAUUUGGUUACAAGAAGAUCCAGGGUGCCACUGGCACGCUAAUUACCUCCAGUGGUGCGAUACUCGCCAGUGGCUCAGCCACCCUGGGCAAGGCACCCAAAUCUUCAGCUGCCAUCAGCAAAGGUGCAAGCAUCAGUGGUGUGCGGAAGACCAGUCUGGAUGGCUCACAGCCCCAGGAUGAUGGCAUCCUGCUCAGCUGCAGUGGCUCGAAAGUGACCCUGCAGUACCGCUCCUUACCCAGGCCAGCUAAAUCCUCCAGUGGGGUGGCCGCAGGGCGCAGUGGGCAUCGCUCCAGCUCCAGCAGCAUCGACUCAAAUGUCAGUGGCAAGUCAGCUGGUGGGGCAACAACGCAAACAGGCACUAAACGCAGGGAUGGAAAAGUGGGCUCAGAACGCUCUAGUCCCAUCACCAUCAACCAGACCGAUAAGGAGAAAGUGGCGGUGUCAGAUCAAGACCCAGCAGCAGGACUAUCCACCUCCCCAAAGUCUAGCCCCACCUCCACCUCAACAGGCCAGUCAGGCCUCAGGCAACCAGGCUCCAAGUACCCCGAUAUCGCUUCUCCAACCUUUCGCAGAUUGUUUGGUACCAAAGCUAGCAGCAAGGCCAGCUCUCCUGGCACGCCCGACUCUGGCAAGUGCCCCUCAAUACUGGGCAGCCCGCACGGCACACUGGCGAGACAAGCCAGUCUGGACUCGCCUUCCUCUGGCACUGGGAGCCUGGGCAGCGCUGGCGGCCUGAGCGGUGGCAGCAGCCCUCUGUAUGGUAAAACCCCAGACAUGUGCACCGACUCCCCGGCCUCCAGCCCAGCCUCUGGCCUCUCCCUGCCCUCCAACGCUCGGCCCUGGCCUGCCUGUAGCUCAUCUGCUGGCAGCAAGGACACACUGAGCUGCCAAAGCAUGACCAGUCUGCACACCAGCUCUGAGUCCAUUGAUAUGCCGCUGGGCCACCAUGGGCCCAAGGUUACACGAACCGGCAGUGUCAAGUCCACCCUGUCUGAGGGCAUGCCACUUGACAGAAACACACUUCCCAAAAAGGGACUGAGAUACCCUACCUCCUCCAGGCAGACAUCUCAUGAAGAAGGGAAGGAGUGGUUGAGGUCCCAUUCAACAGGAGGUCUUCAGGAUACUGGCAGCCAGUCCCCUCUGUCUCCUCCUGGAGCCUCUUGCACCACCACAGGAAAAUACCACUACUCCAACCUCUUGAGCCCCACCAACAUCAGUCAGUAUAACCUGCCACCAGGCAGCAGCAGCAUGAGCCGCUCCAACAGUAUCCCCACCCAGGACUCCUUUGACCUGUAUGGAGAGGGUCACCCACUGGGUGGCAGCGCAACCUCUCUGGAGGAACGACCACGUGCCAUCAGCCGCUCUGGGUCCUUCAGAGACAGCACUGAUGAAGUCCAUGGCUCCUCACUGUCUUUGGUUUCCAGCACGUCGUCACUGUAUUCUGCGACAGAGGAAAAAGCUCACUCAGAGCAAAUCAGAAAGCUGCGUCGGGAGCUGGACGCCUCUCAGGAGAAGGUGGCGACUCUGACAUCUCAGCUGGCUGCCAACGCUCACCUGGUGGCAGCCUUUGAGAAGAGUCUGAGUAACAUGACCUGCCGCCUGCAGAGCCUCACCAUGACAGCCGAGCAAAAGGAGUCCGAGUUGGCAGAGUUGAGGGAGACGAUAGAAAUGCUGAAGACCCAGAACACAGACGCCCAAACAGCUAUCCAGGUGGCACUCAAUGGCCCAAACCACCUUGACAAAGAUCUGAGGAUUAGACGACAGCACUCUUCUGAAAGUAUGUCCAGUAUUAACAGCGCAGCCAGUCAUUCAAGUAUGGGCAGCUUGGGCAAGGAUGCCGAAGACAAAAAGAAGAAGAAGAAGAGCUGGGUGGCCGAUUCCCUCCCGGCUCAGUUACGAAGCUCCUUCAAGCAGGCGUUCAGCAAGAAGAAAACCAAAUCGCAGUCAGCCCACGAUGAGAUGGAGGAGAUGACCGACUCUCUGCCUUCCUCACCCAAACUGCAGCACGACAACAGGCAAGGCAGUAUCGCCACGCUGCGCUCUUCACCCUCCACCACAGACAAGUGCGUUUGCGAUAGCAAGUCUUCCCCCAUUUGGACGGCAAAGAAAAAGCUAAAUGGUUAUGUGGUCUACAAGCACAGAUCUCGGCUAUGUGAAUGCACUGAGGCUGAGGCAGAAAUCAUCCUCCAGCUGAAGAACGAGCUGAGGGAGAAGGAGCUCAAAUUGACGGACAUCCGCCUGGAGGCACUUAGCUCUGCCCAUCACCUGGACCAGAUCCGAGAGGCCAUGAACCGCAUGCAGAAUGAGAUUGAGACGCUGAAAGCAGAAAAUGAUCGCCUGAAGUCCAGCGGUAACGCAACACCGACAGCCACACCCGUGAAGACAGCCCGGCCACCCUCUGAGACCUCUAGCACCUCCUCAUCCUCCUCACGUCAGUCCUUGGGGCUGUCCCUCAAUAACCUCAACAUCACAGACACCAUCAUGUCAGAUAUUCUCCUCGAUGACAGCUAUGAGGGCAACCUACGCAAAGAGGGCCGCAGUGUGCGAAUAGUGGUUACCAUCAGCAGUGGGCCAAAUAUUACCAAGGGUACACAAAGCCAGGAGUACCUGAUUGGGUCUAUAGGUGUGAGUGGGAAAACCAAGUGGGAUGUCCUGGAUGGGGUUAUCCGACGCCUCUUUAAAGAGUAUGUGUUCCGCGUGGAUCCUCUGACCAGCCUGGGUCUCAGCUCAGACAGCAUUGUCUGCUACAGGAUGGGUGAGGUGAUUCGCUCCCACGCCUCUGAAGUGCCUGAGCUGCUGCCCUGCGGCUACCUGGUGGGUGGCAACAACAUCAUCAAGGUCAACCUUAAAGGUGUUAAGGAGAACAGCAUAGACAGUCUCGUGUUUGACACUCUCAUCCCGAAGCCCAUCAUCCAGCGAUAUCUCAACCUGUUGAUGGAGCACCGUCGGAUCAUCCUCUCAGGACCCAGUGGCACCGGUAAAUCCUUUCUGGCUGCCAAACUGGCUGAGUACAUCAUUUUCCACAUGGGGCAGGAAGUGACGGAGCACAAUGUGGCCAGCUUUAAUGUCGACCAGAAUUCCAGCAAGGACCUGCGUCAGUACCUAUCAACCCUGGCUGAGCAGUGUAACUCUGAGGACACGGACACAGAGCUCCCCACUGUGGUCAUCCUGGACAACCUCCACCAUAUCGGCUCCCUCAGCGACAUUUUCAAUGGCUUUCUCAACUGCAAGUAUCACAAAUGCCCUUACGUUAUUGGGACCAUGAAUCAGGGGGUGUCUUCGUCUCCUAACCUCGAGCUGCAUCACAACUUCAGGUGGGUGCUGUGCACCAACCACACUGAACCAGUCAAAGGUUUCCUGGGGCGCUUCCUACGGCGGAAGCUGAUUGAGACAGAGAUUGAUAAGAAUAUGCGCAGCAAUGACCUGAUUAAGAUCAUUGACUGGAUCCCCAAAACCUGGCAGCACCUCAACAGCUUCCUGGAGGCACACAGCUCCUCCGAUGUUACCAUAGGCCCUCGUCUGUUCCUGUCCUGUCCCAUGGAUGUAGAGGGUUCUCGGGUUUGGUUCACUGACCUGUGGAACUACUCCCUGGUGCCCUACCUGCUAGAGGCUGUCAGGGAAGGACUGCAGCUGUACGGCAAAAGAGCUGCAUGGGAAGAUCCAUCCAAGUGGGUGAAUGACACAUAUCCAUGGAACGCCGCCUCACUGCAGCAGGACGGGCAGUCGCUGCUCCAGCUGAGGCCGGAGGACGUGGGAUAUGAUGGAUACAGCUUGUCCAAGGAGGGCGCCUCAUCCAAGCAAGUGUCUCAGAGUGACACUGAGGGAGACCCACUGAUGAACAUGCUGCUACGGCUGCAGGAGGCAGCAAACUACUCCAGCACGCAGAGCUGCGACAGUGACAGCACCAGUCACCAUGACGACCAGCUAGACUCUUCACUGGAGUCAGCACUAUGAGAGCAAGAGAUACUGAUCCCCUAACCCGCACCCCUUGGACCUCCCAGAACCUGGGAACUAUCAAACCCCCAUCACUACCGGACACCCCUAUAGUUAGCAAAUGAUAUAUGAAAAGUUUUAUUAUCCAAAAUGAUUUACCCAACAUUUGAGAGAGAAAAAAGCCUAUUUUUACACAGCGAUGGUGCAAUAUUAAAUCAGAUUAUUUUAUGUCUUAAAGAUGUGUCUUCAACUUGGUCCCCGGUGAUCAAAAAGGUAAACGACAAUAUGCGUAAGAUCGAAUCUAUUUUACUGACAUCGGAUAGUGUUCGCCAGUCAUUUUUAAUGGAUGUGUAACAUUUGAAGAAUACAACUUUUCAUAUAUAUUAUAGGUUUUAGUGUGUCUGAUAAGGAACAUCACACUUUGUUCACACUUUUCAUUUUAGGUGUGAGAAAAUGAAAGAAGUUCAGCGUGAUCAAACUGGAUUUUUUGUUAUCUAGUUAUAUUUUCAGGUGUUUACAUUUAGGGUCGGGUUUUGUUGUGUAUGUCUUUCCUUGUUUACAGAGGUGCUUCUCACAGACACACACUCAAAUGAAUGCACUUGCACACAGGCAGCAGGAGAGACUCUCUGUUAAUGAAAGCUUUUAAAAGUUCAGGCCAUCAUUUAAUCUACAGCCCAGCCUGCCACAGUGUCCUUGAGCAAAGUACCAUAUCUCCACCACUUCUGACUACCCUGAUCUCUUACACUAUCUUUCAGGUGAUGUAAUGCUCUCUAGUGGCCACAGGCUGUUUUACAUCCAGUGUGUUUACACACAAAUCAUCAGGUUUCAGUAAAAGUCAUUUAUGGUCAACCAAACCUGCUCCUUACUGGGUUUGGAGUAGAUUUUGUUCACCGCUGUACCAUUUUUAAAAAAUAUCUUUGCUUUUUGUGAACAUGACGAGGGUGUAGCUAAUAUUGGAGCAUACUAACACACUCUGCUGCCCUCAGCUCAGUCACUAGUUGAGCCUCGUGGUGCUGGUCUCCUGCCCUGAAUGUUGUCGGCGUCAGGCACUGCCAAGCCGCUCCUCGCCCCCCCCCCCUCCAUGCCGACAACAAGCACAACGAAAGCGCAUUGUCUGUGUGUGUGAUCCAGUCUCACUACUACUGUGAAGAAAAAAAUUGAAAAGUGCCAACGUUUUGUUUCGAUUUGACUGCCAAAUGUAAACACAAUGCAGAGCCGAACAUGGUUGUAGAAGUCUACAUUACGCUGUUCUUGGCCUGCUGUCAAUGUUUAGCUGAAAUGUACCGUGAAGAGAGCAGACAGCGCCCUCUCUGUGGAUUGUAACAGGAGUAACCAGGUAUUUUUGGCAGUCUGCACAGGGUUUGGUGCAAUGUAGGCUGACCCUGAGUUCAGUAAUACCUAACAGAGUAGCGUGGUAUUCUGCGGCCCUCAUUAGAAAUUCUUUUUUGACAUGUGCUUCGGUUUCUACCCGUGAGGUACCCGAAAGGAAUCCAAAUUGUCGCAUCCGUAUACAAGUUAACCAGAUCAGUCAAAGAGCUGAAUAGGGGAACAAUGAUAUUGGUGCUUUCUCCACUGCCUUAAAUGUUCAAAAGUUUUUUUCCAAGCAUCUUCUGGUGAGAAGACGAGAUAGUAUUGAUAUGCUUCCUGCUAUGUCAAAGAUGCUGCUUGCAGUGGGACAAACAGCCACUUUUGUUUGUUUUCCCUCCCUUACCCUCUAAAGCACCCUUUCUCCUUUCUGACAGUUAGAUUAUAAAAGAGUGAAUAGUGUAUUUGAAUUUGACCAAUAUUGUAUGAACAUUUAAAAAAGUAUAUAAUAGAGGGGUUGGGAUAUUUUUUUAAGUUGUUUUGUGCCCAGUUGAGCUGGGCUCACUUGAACUGAUAGGAGCACAACCAAACUGUUUCAGGUGUUCUUGCCUGAUGAGCAUGUCUUGAACCUUUUUAAAGGGGAUGCAUUAUGAGGAGACCUUUACCUUUAUGUAUGCGUGUAUUGGACGGAAGCCAUUUAGAUUUUUGAUUGUCCUCUCUUUGUUUAUCGAGUGGGUUGGUUUUGCACACUUUGAGGUUGGGUUGGGUUGUAAAUACUUAAGUCUUGCACAGUGAAUCAAAGAUGCAUUCUGCCCUGUCGAUGUUCCAAUAUGCUUAACCCACCGAAUAAAUUAUUGUACUUUGAAAACAGAGAGAAAAAAAAGAAAUGCAAAAUUCAACACGCUGUCAGAAACAGGUGUGUGUCUUGUGGUGAUUGGAUGUUGUGCCUAUGCAGGAGGCAUACAGUGUACAGUAAGAAACAGCUUUUUUUUAACUCACUGAAAUCACAAAAGGAGAAGAAAAAAAAUAGGCACUUACUCCAGUAUUCCUCAUCCUGCCAUAAUAUUUUCUGGAUCUUAGGAAUCCCAGUUGUUCAUUAGAAACACUUCCCCUCUGGACAUUUUAACUGAAGCUUACCGCCAUGUUAGGCUUGCUAGUUGGCCGAGACACCGAAGCUGAUCUGACACCGUACUGUAAACAUUUACCAACAACCAACAGGUGCUACUGGUCAGAGCUCACCAGAGACCAAGAAGUCAUGUUGUCACAACCUCAGGACAAUUCUAUCCUCUACAAUCCUACCUGUGUUCAGCUUCACGCGUGUCUCCGCAGCCAAGUUGUUGAUGGUCCGCACAUUCUUUUGGCAAAGGGGUGUAGUUGCAUGCUAAAGGGGUGGUUGCUCCUUACCUAGACUUACACCCGCAUAUCAAACCUAUCUGUUAACAGUGUACACCAUGGUGACAUUUUCCCCACUUAACACUUUGCAGUUACAUCUCAGUUGAAAACCAUAGCAUUUACUCUGGUUUGAGAGAACGUUUUCUUCUUUUUGGGUGAAACAUUUGUCCUUAAAUGUUUUAUAUUUUGUACAUUUGUAUGUAACAUAUCAUGUAAAUAGACAGAGACAGUGAUUUACCUCAUCUGGAGGAUUUUGUAGUCUUUGUAAAGCCCUAAUAAAUGGUAUUUGGUGUCACACAGGCAAAAACGGUCUUUUGUGUUCAUUUUAUUUUAUUCAUGUCUCUUAGAAUGAUAAGAAUUAAAAGAAAAAUAUAAAUUAAAAAAAACAUAUUCAAGUGAAAGUAAGGAAUAUGAAACACAUUUUACUUAGAAUCAGAUCAGCAUAUACUAAUUCCAACAAAGAUGGUGCUAGGUGUUGGCAUUAACUCUAAAGAGUUUUGCAUGCAGGACGUUCUGAUGAUAUCAAUUGUGUGUAUGUUAUAUGCUUUGGAUGCAGUCUGGAGUUUGGUUUGUAGGAAGAGUUUUUACAGUCCAACACAAAAGAUGAACCUAACAAGAUUAUAAGAUGACAACUAUGGAAUGAUUCUUAUAUAGCACUUUUCUACUGUCCCAGAGUACUGACGGCGCUCUAUACAACAUGCCACAUUCACACAACCACUUUCACUGUACUUCGUGCUACUACAUUCACACUCCGAUGGAUGAAUUGGAGAGCAACUUGGGGUUAGUAUUUUGCCCAAGGAUACUUGACAUGCAGACUGGAGGAGCCAAGGAUCGAACCACCAGCCUUCCAAUUAGUAGGUGACCUGCUCCACCUCCUGAGCUACAGCCACCCUGAAACUGAGAAGGAUUUUUCAGUUUCUGGUGUGUCAAAGAAGGCCAGAGAAGUAACAUGCUUAUAAUUAGGUGCUGUCCAUUGAAAAUAUAAUUGAUUGAAUGUCACAAAUAUUAGCUGUAAGAAUGCAGUAAAACUAGGUGAAAAUAUCAUGUCACAGACUAUAUAUUAUACAAUUCAUGUCACCCGACCAGUCACAUGAGGUGGCCUAAUCCUAAAAUGUUUGUGAUUUUUUUUUUUUUUAGCAUCUAGCGCUUGCUAUAUGAAAUACAUUGUUCAAAGGGGGGAAAACAGAUCUAUACACGCAGGAGUAGACGAAAUGAGGAGCGCGAGACUGAAGCCAUAGCAAACAUGGCACCCGGCACGACUCCUGUAACGGAGUCAGAGGAAGAUCUUAAAACCUUUAAAUCUAAAGGAGCUCCGAUAUCUUUACCGAAACAUUCCUACUGGUUUGACUUCUGGGCUUUCGUGGUCUUUGAUUUCGUGUUAUUCCUCGUCGUGUAUUUCUUAGUCCCUUAAAAGGUUGGUUCCAGGACUUUGAAGCUUGAAGAUGCAGAGUGCUCGCCCUGCCCUGCCCUUGGAAAUGUUAACCCUGCUUUGAAUCUAACACCAUGUGAUUGGAUGUCGUACAUCAUUUGGCUGCAUAACAAACAUCUGAACUACAGAGCUGCUGUGACUGGACUAUCCUCCUUAAUCCAUGGAAUCAGUUUUUCUGUGGGGGCGAGAAACAUUUGAAGUGCUGUAUUGUUGAAAAGUCACAAUGAUGUCAUCAGGACUUACAAAAUGCUUUUACCAGAAAGUUACUAAGACACUUUAAGUGUUGUUACUGUCAGUUGUUAAGUAGUUUUAUUAACCCAUGUUUUAUUAAUAAUGUUUAAUUUUCUGGCUUCUUCCUAGUGUUUUGGUUUUGUUUCCAUGUUUUCCUGAUCAUCACCUGUAAAUAAAUCUGACAUCUCCAAAUGAAUGUAUUGUCAUAUCAAGCUAUGCGAUCAAUUGGUGUGGGACCCAUAUGGACACCAGAAGAUUAGCGUCCACCUUCACUCAUGAAAGAACAAUGCUGUGUUGGGAGAAAUACUAGAAUGCCGAAGCCAUGGAAAUUUCCACAUGGAAAACACUGCAAAUAAAGUUUUUUGUCUACUUGGUAAAUUACAACAUUCUGUUAUCUGUUGGAUGAACUUCUCAUUUAUCAGCAUCACAUCUGUUAUUAGGAUCUGAGUACAGUGUUAGGUUCUUAUACCACUGGGAGUGACUGCACUUUUGAGACACAUAAAGCGCAACUGUUUA
Messenger RNA from Haplochromis burtoni (Burton's mouthbrooder), 13813 nucleotides. RefSeq names its product neuron navigator 3 (gene nav3). Gene Ontology annotation, molecular function: ATP hydrolysis activity; ATP binding; protein binding. NCBI's taxonomy places the organism in Eukaryota, Metazoa, Chordata, Actinopteri, Cichliformes, Cichlidae. The record is from RefSeq and is a predicted model, not a curated record. Gene Ontology annotation, biological process: nervous system development; neurogenesis. The transcript has 44 exons. Bases 1441 to 8961 code for a protein of 2506 amino acids.